Messenger RNA from Notothenia coriiceps (black rockcod), 702 nucleotides. RefSeq lists its product as uncharacterized. The transcript has 10 exons. The coding region runs from base 1 to 702 and encodes 233 amino acids. Lineage: Eukaryota; Metazoa; Chordata; Actinopteri; Perciformes; Nototheniidae. The record is from RefSeq and is a predicted model, not a curated record.
AUGUCUAACCACUACUGUUACCAAGGUUUAAAGGCUUUGGAAUCCACUCCAAAGGAGAAAGAUGACUGCAGCUCGAUGACAAUUGUCAAUCAAGAGAAGAUGCCAGCUUCAAAAGAGCUGGAAUCCAUCACAAAGGAGAACGAUGAGAGCAGCGUGAUGACAGUUGUCAAUCCAGAGAAGAAGCCGGAGGAACCUAUUGAAUCAUACAAAUUACACUGUCAGAACUGCGGUUGUGGCUUUAACUUCUUCUCUAAAUACUGCAAACACGUGUCGUCAUGGAAACACCAAGAGAUGGUGAAUAAAUGUGUUGGCGGAGGUGCUGAUUGUUAUGGCCAACAGGGAUGGGUACCUGAACUGGGCCUCUACUAUAUCCACAACGAGAGCUUGAAGCUAAAACAACCCCUUAUUGGUGUUUCCCUGGUUAUGACGUUUGUCUGCAAUCAGGUUGAGAGCAAACCUUUUUACAUUUGCUUCGCUUGUGAGGAGUGUUUCUCCGAGUCCUCUCUCAGACAACACUUACACUCUACACAACAUCUCGUAAACACGUUGCUGUACCAGAACCCGUGGCGGCUUACUUUUGCUUGGAAGAGUUGCCUUGAUCUUUCUUUUUUGAGAUCAAUGGCAUGGGAAGAGGAGAAGGAAAGAGGAAGAAAUGAGAGAAAGCUGAAGGUAAAAUGCCCAAUAACUCGAACAGAGCUGUGA